Messenger RNA from Linepithema humile (Argentine ant), 7198 nucleotides. The record is from RefSeq and is a predicted model, not a curated record. Lineage: Eukaryota; Metazoa; Arthropoda; Insecta; Hymenoptera; Formicidae.
UGAGAAAAAAAUUCGCCAAGAGGUUUCAGACCGCCUUUAUCAAAGAUUAAAGACCAUUGAUUGAACUUUGAAGACAAUCACGAAAGUUAAUUUUCUUAUUAAAGCGUGUUGAAAAUUAAUGAAUCCAAUAUUGCCGGCGUGCAAUUUGCUGAAGUGUCUUGGUGAAAGAACGCUCAACUAGAAAUGUAUUAUUUAAUCCACGGGUUGUCGGCCUUCCUCGAUACACAAUCGAUGCUGUCCGCGGUUGCUGUUAAUCGACAGAAUUAAUUUAUAACAAAAAAAAAAUACGGACAUGUUAAUUGAAACCGCACGCGUGUAAAUGCGUAUAGAUUUCAACGUAGAUAAAGAAUCGAUUUUUCCAGCGUUGAUUAAUAAUUAAUUGCCUCUCCGUCAGGAUCGUUGUAUUCUCGCUGUAAUAUAGAUGCUAAUUAGUGAUUCAAUUGAUUACGAUUGCCGUCAAUCUGUGAAGAGAAUCGGAGCAGACUGAUAGAAUCUUGGGAAGAUACAAUUGUUGCGCAGGAGAAAAUCAGUUUCGUUAAAUAAACAAUCGGCACAUCUGCGCAUCAUCUAGUAUUUGCGCGUCGCGAAACUGGCUACGUGAAGAAACCGAUAUGCGGUUUCCAAUUACGUUCUUCUAUCGCGAGCAACGAGUCGAUUUCCACUUCACGGUAGCUGACGCGUAAAAACGCCUGCGACAACAAGCUGAAAUUCAAAUAGAUAAGAACGAAAUAGAACGCUCAACCGAUCACACGUCGUGACUGCAAAAUAUUCAUUGAAUUAAUUAAUCGAAAUUAUUUUCCACCUUGGAAAUGUCUCGUCACUUGACAAACAUAAUUUCGUUUCAUUUAACGUUAUAUAAUGCGAUUUUACUUAAUUGGAUUUUGGCAUUAUUUAAACUAAUUUGAUUUGAUUUAUUUUAUUUUAAGAAUCAGAUGUGGAACGACUUGAAAAACAGGGCAGGAUUAUUCUAUAAAUAAUUCUCGAAAAAAAAAGAAAAAAAUUUGCAUGGAGAUGUUUUUAAAAAGCCAUCAAUAAUUUCAUAUUUGUUGUCGCUCGUUGAAAACGCUGAAUCGCGAUUUAUUCAGUAUCAAUAAACACUUAUAUCAUUUGACGUAAGACCACGUAUCAUCACAUCGGCAAAUCCUGCUUACAUUCACCAAAUUUAUGUGACUGAAAAUUUCUGGUUUUUUGUUUUAAUGUCUCACUUUUUCAUUUACUUAUUUAUUUUGAUGCCUCACGUCUCAUAAUCGCUAAAAAUCACCAAGUUAUUUUCUCAGCAGUUACGUUAUGAAUCCGAGUGUGAAUUUAUUAUCUAAAUUUAUGAUUUAAGGCGAAAUGUGUGUUCGAUUCGCAUUUAAUUUAAUUCAGCACAUUUUACGGUCGCGCAUUGUUGUCCAAUAUCGUGACGAGUUUCGCGAUAAGGUCGUGUUACAAGCAUCUCGCGUGAAUAACUUUUGUCGCAGUGCGCCCAGCGAGAUAAUGAGAUUUAAUACGCGAUACGGAGCGCGUUAUCUAAUCUGGGUAUCAUUUAAAGCGUGGCAGAGGGAGAACGAGAAAUAAGUGACGAUUUUGCGAUUUCCGAUAAAAAGAUUUGGAGAUUUUUCUCUUGAGCAUUUUUUAUUAUCCCGAGUGCUAAUUAUUUCCCCGCUCUUUCCCGUCCUUCCGUUACAUCUAUUACUUCGCUAUUACGUUAAUUGUUUCUUCAUUAUGUCAAUUAUCCCCCCCGCUACGUUAAUUGCUCCUCGCCUUUUCUCUCAAUAAUUACUUUCCAAUAAUUAUGUUAUUUGCUUAUUUUCCACGUUAAUUACUGUUUAGACUUUUAGACUUUUAGUUUUCAUUAAAUGUUACGCGUUUCUUUCUGUUUUAACGUACCGAUAAAAAGUAUCAACUAAACUGUAACCUUUUAGGAGAGUCAUUUAUCAAAGUUUCUUUUUAAAAGUUCUUAUGGAUUACAAUCACGUGCAGAGAGAAAAGAUAUCAAAUAUUCUAGACGGCAAACGGCAGCUGCGCACCGAAUUCUUCUUUUAAUUAAACUCACCGUGCUUCGCAAAUGUUAAAAUUAGCCCGCGACAUUCAGAAAAACGUCCGUACAACAAAACAAAAGCUCGUACGUCGCCGCGGGGGAUGAGUGCAUCUUACUUUUUUCACAGUCGUCGUCCGUCGUCGUCACUGCGCGCGCGAACGGACGAGCGAGCGAGCGAGCGAGCGAGCGGGAACGCGUGCGAGUCGAAUGCGUGCGCCGGUGUGUGUGCAUGCGUGCGUGCCUGUCUUUUUUUCGUAAUCGCCGACGUGUCGGCGGCGCCAAGCUAGAAGACGCGGAGGAAGGCCGACGACCCGUUAUAAAUGGAACCAGAGAGACGGCAUUUCUCGAAUCGCUGCUUGUGUUGUUAUUCGCAGCGCAGCGCCGCAGCCAAGCGAGCACGUACGAAAAAGUCAUCCUCGCUUCCGAGGUGCGAACGAGGGAACCAGCGCUGUAAUUCCGAAACGCGAGCGGGCUAUUGAAUCCGAUGUAAUCGACGGGAUGAAGGAGACCAGCGGUAGGAAACGGAAAUCCAGGAGAAACCGGAGUAGAAGGGGACAAUUCUAGAGUUCCGAUAAAGAGCAGCUGGCAGGCGGUUUAAUUAGCACGCGAAGUCGUGAGGUAUUGACACUCCGUAUCGAGAGACGGGGAAUUAACGGUUGCCGAUCAGUUGAAAUCCUCGGCUUUCACUUGUGAAAAUAAAUAUCACAAGUGGCAUUAUUAUUAGCCUUUUGAAAAUUCUCUAAGCGAAGGGAGGCAAUAUAUCGGCCGACCGAUAUAUCGCUCGGUGUGAAUUAUCGAAUAGUUGCAGCUGAGCACAAAGCUCUUCUGAAACAAAGGUUCUCCUAUGAGAAUCUCGUCGCUGGAGAACGAAAGAAAAACGAGAGAAAAACAAACUGCGCGUCACCUUCAAAAUACUCGGAAAUCGCGAUAAGAUAGCGACGGCCGUUCGUCGCAAAUAAACAGUUGCCUUACGGCGCGCUCUCGACGAGUCGCGAUUCCUGGACGAAGGACGCGCGAUCACGGCGACCGACUGCACCGAGCUGCGAGUUUCAAAGUGGAUCACCGACGCGGGAUUUCACAAGAUCGACGUGUCGUCUAAAAAAGGCCGGCUGUGUGUUACUCAACGCGCGCUUUAUCGCGCCAUUAAGGAUCGCGCGGGGAAGAACCGCUCGUCGAACGUGCCGAGCCGAACUCGUAAUCGCGAUUACGUACGUUCAUCACGCCAGUGAAUCGACGCGGCUGUCUAUACGUCGACCAGCUCGCCGCCUCUUCGAAGUCGCCGGGAAUCAACAGGAAUCGACGCUACCAUUAAUAGCUUUCUGAGUAUCUGAAUAGCAACAACUUCGGCCGACGAUUGACUGAUAAUUGAAUACCUGGUCUCUCGGAGUAAAGUAGCGAGAGUGAGAAGAAAGCGUUAAAUAUCCUCACAUGUCAAAGACUCUGUAUUUUCUACCGAUGCUUUUUGUAACUUUUCUUGCGUGUCCGGGAGAAGCCGGCAGUAGUCGAUCGGCGCAACAAUUAAAUAGACACCGUCGCGGCGCGAGAAAGACGAAAAACGGAUCCAAAUACCGUUCAUGUUAUUAAGGACGAAAUUUUAUAGUGCGCAUCGGAAAUUAAUUAGUGAUAUCAAUAUAAUUCGCCGUAAUAACAUUGCCGUGGAAUUAAACGGCGAUGAAUCGAGCUGACGGUUGAUCGGUCAGCACAGUUAAUCCCGUAUUUAAUUUCGUGAGUGUGUUCGCAAUUGUCGCGAGUGCUCAAGAAGAAGGACAUCGGGCCUUUCUUCGCGCGUGUGCAUAUAUGUAUGCACGCACGAGUAGGUCAAUGUCCUGACGAGGACCUGGAUGUGAGUGCGGCGGUUAAAGUGCAGAGUGAUGUAAUUGGCGCAUCCGUCGCAGAGGCGAUUUGUGAUGCCAGCCCGAAUGAUACUUAAUUCACGCAGCUGAUGACAAACGUAAACAGGAUCAAGGUGGUCGUCCUCGGCGGCCCCAGAGUCGGCAAGUCAGCCGUGGUAGUGCGGUACUUGACGAGGCGAUACAUCGGCGAGUACAGCUCGACCAGUGAUUUUCUGUACCGGCAUAGCGUCACUAUUGACAAUGUCACGACGGAAGUCGAGAUACUCGACACUUCCAGGUGCGAGGAGAACGGCUGCCUGUACUCGCACAUACGAUGGGGCGAGGCCUUCGUCGUGGUCUACAGCGUGACGUGUAAGCGGAGCUUUCAGGAAGCUCGCGGACUUCUCAAGCAACUCGCGGAUCUACGCCUGCCAUCCUACUUCACCGCCCUCCUACUCGGCAACAAGCGAGAUCUGGAUCAUGCACGAGAGGUGUGCGUGGACGAAGGUCAACAGUUAUCCUUGGCGCACGGAUGUCAGUUCUACGAAGUGAGCGCCGCGGAGAGUCCUGCGGGAGCAGCGUUGGCCUUUCAAGCGCUGCUGCGGGAGGCGCGAUCGGUUCAGCUAUUGCGGGCGUUGCCGAUCCGCAGGAAAUUGGGCGUGCAUUCGGUCUCGAGGGUCCUUGGCACGAUCUUCGGCAAGAAUACCACUAAAGAUCGUAAGAAAAGGCCGUCGUUGAGCAUAUGACGCCUUCUAUGCGCCCUCCUUCUCGGUGGACGAGACGAGCCGUGCAAGAGGACCGACAUCGUUGUCCUCAGCAGCAACGUCUACUCCAAUCGCUGACGAGGUCCUCCUCGGCAAGGACAACGAAUCUCUCAUCGAUCUUGUGCCUUUCUAAAUUCUAAAGAGAGGCCGCCACACAUUAUCAGGAUCGGAAAAUCAUUUUUGAUUUUCGAUUGGAAGUGUCCUUUGACAAGAGAGAUCCUUUACGAAGCAUUUUGACGAAAAAUGCAUUCGUUAGUGGCGAUCAAGCUCUCGAGGUUCUGAAGCAUUCGGGGUCUGCAGCUCCGAGAAUGUAAGACUGAUUUUCUGGCGUUAAUAACACGCAAGAUUUAAGAUACGAGGCCCCGGCAGUUCGACAUUACGAAUUGUUGAAGUAUCUUAAAGCUCUUCAUAAUCUGGCAGCUGAAAGAUCUUGGACUAAAGACUUCGAGAAGAUUCACCUGGAGGGCGACAUCAUCUUUGAAGAAAACUGUUUCGAGUGCCGAAGAAAGACGUGAUGUUCGCGUAUGAUCCCGCUUUCAGUGACGUUGACGAAUUCUCAAAGAAGCGAAUCAACGCGGAACUCAGAGAUAGUUCGUGGUGUGUAUAAAGGUACUUAUUUUUUUUUAAAUAUUACGAUGACAUUUCACAGUGAUUACAAGUGACGGGCAAGUUGUUCCUGAACGGCAUAGUCCUUAAGACGAUUUAUCAGGAAUGAUCUUCCGGUUGCGAAGUGCCUCGCACCAACCGGUUCCGCGAGUGUAAAUUUUAUAAUUUGGGAUACACACAACACUUGCACAUCACUCGGUGUUUAAGUUAUUAUGACGUUACUGACCCUAAACAGUAUAAUCUUUUCCGUAUUAUUCUUAUUAUAUUUAUUAAUCUCUCGAACACUUUGAAAAAUAUUUGUGCGUAAUUUAAAAAAUUCACAGUUUUCACAUUUCCGAAUCUCUUCAAUCAUAGUUGUCUUUUUUUAUAAAUUAUAUUUUUAAAAUCGAAUAUGUGACGUUGAUGAGAUUUUAGUUUUGUAAGAUAUUUUAUACUGUUUAGGGUUUAUAUAUUUUUUUCGAUGCUCCCGAACGAAACCCGUGAGUCUUUCAAAUUUUUGAUAUUUCCACCGAGUGGAAGAGAUUCGAUUCGAUUUCCUGCCUAUCGCCUUAGUUGUUUCUCGAAGGUGUUCGCAAGCGGCUUGUCGAGAGCGAACCGUAACACCUUCACCGCCAGGCGUGAUUGAUUCGAUGACUUUAAUGUUCCUAAAGAAAGUAGCCUAAGUGUAAAUAUAGCGCACAUGUUCGCUUAUCAUACUCUGCGGAGAGUCUCGGAGACUUGAGUAAUCAUUAAGAUUUGCAUACGAGAGACGAUAAAUAGAGCGCGGAUGUUAGAAUACUGAACCCAUUAAAUACCAUUCUUACUGAUUUUUUUACAAUGAAGACUACAGCAACAAAAGAAUUAAAGUAUAGAUGAAUUUUUUAUUUUUUAUUUUACCGCAAUUUCCAUUCUUUUCGGAAAAGAAAAAGUGAAACCAUAAGACGGUUUUAAUGGGUUAAAAAAUAUCAACGAUUGCUUGAAUGGCUGCCAUGUUAAAUUUAUUAAUGAAGAUGAUCAUCGUGAAUCUCGUCUACUUUAUCAUAGAAAGUAUUUGCUUUCUUGCUACGCUCUGCAAUUGCGCGCGAUGUUUCGCAAAUCGACUUCUUUUUUUCUACGACAAGCAUAGAGACUACGAUCGACUUUUAAGGUUCGCGUAGUUCGUAAAUAUUUUCAGUGCCUUCCGGACGACAUAAAGUCCGUUGUGCGAUGUCUUUUUCUUCGGCUAACGUGCUUUUUGAUGCAAGUGUUUAACAAAAAAAAAAAUAACUUUAUUUACAUUACGUUUGAGAAAAUAGAUGGUUAACGAGCAGUAAACUGUGUGAUCUUUUCAAGCGUCAGCAGUUUUUAGUGGGUAGAAAAAGAUCGUAAAACGGACUCUUAAAGUUGGCUUCCUCGAACGAGGGAAAGUUUAGCGGAGCGCGUAUCUCUCUUUUUUUCACGAUACAUUCCACUUAAAAUUAGCGUCUAAUGUGUGUGAGUGCGUAAUUCGAUUUCAGGCAGAUGUCGAUCGCUGUAUUCGAAGUGCUAGUCACUUGUUAUCGAGAGAAGAUAAUAAUAAAGGAGCAUCUUUUGUUAAACCUCGUCAAGUCGAAUCCCCCAUCGUCCGCAAUCCAUCGUUUCCUGUAUCCUCAUAGUCGCCAGUAUUCUGUAUCCCACGAGUCGUUGAUAGUCAUCGAAGGAUCCACUUGCCAGUGAAACACACGCCGGUUACUACCACGCAGCCAGCCGUCAAGAGCCUGUUCCGCUGUUCGUCUUGGAGCCCGUGCAGCUCGAAGCAUAUCGAAAGAUCAUGUUUCCAUGGGACUCGAGAUGCAUCUUUCAUCCCAUGACGACGCGAACCGAGAUCCUCCGCGCAAACUACAAAUUAUAUAAUGAGAAUGAAAUGGAGAAAAAUGAUAUUCGUGGUGCGACGUCACACGUGCGAAGAAACUUUAUACAGGCUGGGCCAUCGACUGUUUCAAGUGUGUCUCGAUCGAUGGCGACAACAAACCCUG